This is a messenger RNA of Dissoconium aciculare CBS 342.82, 1921 nucleotides long. RefSeq lists its product as uncharacterized. NCBI's taxonomy places the organism in Eukaryota, Fungi, Ascomycota, Dothideomycetes, Mycosphaerellales, Dissoconiaceae. Gene Ontology annotation, biological process: protein phosphorylation; nuclear-transcribed mRNA poly(A) tail shortening; mRNA processing. Gene Ontology annotation, molecular function: ATP binding; poly(A) binding; protein kinase activity. The record is from RefSeq and is a predicted model, not a curated record. The coding region runs from base 81 to 1718 and encodes 545 amino acids. The transcript has 3 exons. Gene Ontology annotation, cellular component: P-body; PAN complex.
CCGCGGCUGCCUUUACCCCACGAGGUUCAGGAACUGUAACCCCCGCCGUCAUAUCACACAAUAAAGAGCCAUCCGGGGACAUGAUGCAUCAGCAGGCCUUUCAGCCGACUCAGGCAUUUGCUGAGUUCAUACCAGGACAAAACUUCCUGACAACCACGCCCCAGCUGCAAGCGCAAAUCGGUGCCUACAAUGACCCUUUCAUGACACAAUCGGCGCUGCAUGGUCUGUCAACCGCGUCGGUACAGGUCAAUCCAUACGCACAAACAAACGCCGAGGCCGCAGCCCCACAAUUCUAUCAAGACGCUUCGAGUUACAAAUAUCCAUUGAACUACCAUCUCUACACACCCAUUGGGCCGCAACGAGCAAACAUCCUUCCCUAUCAGCGAACUGCGGCGGACUUUUUCAUUCCGGACGAUCUCAGAGAAGAUCUACAAAGGAAAUCGGAAGCUGCGCUCCAGAGCUUUGCCAACAGCACACUUCCUCAGACUGUCGAAUACUUCCAUUCUCUGGUGGCACUUGACACGGGUCAGCAGAAAGGCGCAGCGACUUUUGGAUAUUCAAGCUGGGUCUAUAAGGCUACCUCGUACCGGGAUGGCCGCAUCUAUGCUUUGCGGCGCCUAGAGGGCUUCAAACUAUCUAAUGCACAUGCCAUUCGCUCUAUUCAGGCGUGGAAGCGCAUCAUCAGCGCCAAUUUGGUGCAGGUCCAUGACGCUUUCACCGGACGAUGGUUCGGGGACAGUUCACUCGUCGUCGUGACUGAUUAUCACCCCAGAUCGCAGACACUGGCGGAAAAGUAUUUUGCACCCGGCAGAAACGUACGCCUGCCAUCUCAACAUAUCGAAGAAAGUGAGCUCUGGGCAUAUCUCGUCCAGUUGGCGAACGUUUUGAAGACGAUCCACGAAGCUGGCCUUGCUGCACAAACGAUUACGCCCUCCAAGAUUCUUGUGACGUCCAAGGGCCGCAUUCGACUCAACGGCUGCGGGAUCUUCGACAUUCUGAACUUCGAACAAAGACAAGCGCCCCACGAGUUGCAGCGAAAUGAUCUCACUAGUCUCGGCAGGCUGGUGCUCAGCAUUGCAGCCCGUAGCAUUAAUGCAAAUGCGAACACAACCCGAUCACUGGAACAAGUGGGCAAGACGUAUGGCGAGCGCCUUAAGACGUGUCUCCAGCGACUCGUGCUACAAACUUCCGCGACGCCUGGCGACCAGUCUGGCCAGUCAGGCGAGUUUACCGUACAGUCACUUUUGACCAACAUCGCAGACAAGGUCAUGAGCACCCUCGAUAGUGCAUUCGAGGAGAAUGACCAGACCACAGCUGUUCUCAUGCGCGAACUCGAGAAUGGCCGGCUGGUCCGACUCCUAGCGAAGCUCAAUAUUAUCCUAGAGCGGCCGGACACUAGCAGCACGCCUAUUGCUAGCAACAACCCAGCGCUUCUGAACCAGCCCGGUUCUGCCUGGUCCGAGACGGGCGAGCGCUACUACCUCAAACUUUUCCGUGACUAUGUCUUUCACCAGGUGGACCACGAAGGACGUCCAGUUCUCGAUCUUGGCCACAUCAUCACCUGUUUGAAUAAGCUGGAUGCUGGGAUCGAGGAGAAGAUCCAGUUGGUCAGCCGAGACGAGCAACAUGUCUGUGUCGUAAGUUACAAGGAGGUCAAGAGAGGCUUCGAGAGUGCCUGGCAGGAGAUCCACAAGGCCGGGAACCCGACGAGGAAAUAGGGUUCCCUCGAUCGAAUUCACGAGCCCUUGAUGCAUCGAGCAAAGAGCGAGACGUGUCUCGUUGCGCGCGCGAAAUCGUGCUUGAACAUUGGAACACACGGUGCAAACGACAAUUAUCAGAUCGCCAGCGCCGGCGAUCUCCUGUAGGUAUCGCGGAAUCAUAGAGAAGGGGCUAAAGCUUUGAAGGUCGCCCUCGACUUGUG